Messenger RNA from Gopherus flavomarginatus (Mexican gopher tortoise), 2691 nucleotides. RefSeq names its product F-box protein 4 (gene FBXO4). Lineage: Eukaryota; Metazoa; Chordata; Testudines; Testudinidae. The record is from RefSeq and is a predicted model, not a curated record. The transcript is spliced from 7 exons. Gene Ontology annotation, biological process: SCF-dependent proteasomal ubiquitin-dependent protein catabolic process; protein polyubiquitination. The coding region runs from base 808 to 1965 and encodes 385 amino acids. Gene Ontology annotation, cellular component: SCF ubiquitin ligase complex. Gene Ontology annotation, molecular function: protein binding.
UGUGUGUGUGUCAUAGAACUGCUGGUUGUAUAAAGUGCUGAGGAGAACACAGCUGCUCUUCAGUCAUGGAUAACUAUGAUAGUGGAGAAAACUGUUGUUUAUGGUGCGGAUUUUUGUCAUGUGUACAGCGGUGACUCACUAUUACAUCAGAGGUGAACAGUGAAAGUGAGAGUCUAUUAUGGCUUUAGGUACUGUGGUUAAAAUCUAAAUGUCCCUCUCCUCGUACAGAGCGUAGGUAAAAGCCCUGUCUAGUCCUGGGGAGCAGGUCUGAGGUUGUUUCUAAAGAAGCCCUGAGCUCAGUUCCAGCCUUUCCUGCUGUAGGGCUGCCUUAUCCAGCUGCUCCAAGUCUCAGGCCCAUGUUAACAGCGGAGCAGCUUUCCCCGUUGCGCCAAGGACGCGCGCAGCUGAGCUGCGGCUGGACUCCAAUUAUCGUUCCGUGGGCUGCCGCGAAGGACGGGAUCAGACACGCUGCAGCGGCUAGGCUGAGCCCGGGGCUGGCUGCUGUGCUACCGCGGGAGGUCCCGAGUUUCCUCCUGCCCUGGACGGCAGGGGCGCGUGGGGCCCCUGGCAGCGGGUGGCCUCUGCCUGGGGCGCCGUGCGAAGCAGCCCGGCACCGCAGCUGGGAGGCGGCCGGGGCGAGGCGGGGGUUUUCGGUGACCCGGUAGCGCUCCCCUCUCCACUCCCGCUCCCUGCAGGCCGGACAGUCACCCAGCGAGCUGGAGGCCGGGAUCUCCAGGGCCUGGCACCACCUGCCGAGAGCGAGCAGCGCCCCGGGGGCUCGCUCGGCCGCAGCCGGUGGGCGAGGCAAUGGCAGCGGGCAACGCCGGGCACUGGGGCCGCCUGGAGUCCGUCCUGCGCAGCAGCCUCCGCCUCCUCCGGGACAGGCGGGCCCAGGGGCCGGGGCAGGCGGCGGCCGCGGCCACAGAGCGGUCGAGCAGUGGCAUCCAGGAGGCUUGCGAAGAGGUUUGCGCCCUGCAGGCGCUGCCGAUUGAUGUGCAGUUAUACAUUAUGUCAUUUCUCUCACCUCAAGACCUGUGCCAUUUGGGAAGCACAAAUCAGUACUGGAGUUUAACUGUGCGGGAUCCAUUGUUGUGGCGAUAUUUUCUCUUGCGGGAUCUCCCUUCUUGGUCUUCUGUUGACUGGAAAUCACUUCCAGAUGUGGAAAUCUUUAAGAAGUCAUUUUCUGAGUUAAAUGAUAAUGCACUGUAUGACUACAUGACAAUAUACAAAAAGAGCUGUCCUCCGAGUAGACACUUGAAAUCAAGCCGUCCCACAUACGGAGCUCUGACUACCUUCCUUGUACAAUCACUGAUCACGCAAGCAGAACCUCGCUUUGCCCUUUUUGGACCAGGUUUAGAAGAGUUGGAUGAAUCUUUGGUGCGAAGAAUGAUGACUUGCCCAGAAAUUUUGCCUGUAGCUGGCUUACCUCAAAGACAAAUCCAUGGGAUUGGAUCAGGAGUCAGUUUUCAAUUUAAUAGCCAUCGAAUUUUCAAUAUUCUGACAUUGUAUUCAACUACCAGCAUGGAAAGGAAGAGAGCAAGAACAGAGCAAACUGUUACAGUCAAUAAGAUGUUUUACCAAGAAAACAGCAGAGGGGGGAAUCAACAAGCAGUACAGUACAAUGUAAUUGCUCAAGUUAAAAAGGUGUGCGAAGUAGUUGAUGGAUUCAUCUAUGUUGCUAAUGCGGAAGCUCAUAAAAAACAUGACCGUCAAGAUGAAUUUGCUCGUAUUUUGGCAAUGAUAGAUCCAACUCUUGGGCCUCCAAACAGACCUGUACUGAUUUUAUCCUGCACCUCUGAAGUUGGCAUUAAAAGAAUCCCCUGUGUUCACAUGGCACAUCAACUGCAAUUAAAUCUGCUAAGCCAACCAUGGAUGGUGCAAGACACUGUAGCUGCUACUUUAAGUGGACUGUUAAAUGGAAUUCAGUGGAUACUGGGAGAAGUUGAAUGUAAAAAUGCGCAAUGAUCAAACUUGCUUAGUCAUAGUAUAUAGACUUUGUCAUUUGCAAAGAGUAUGAAGUGAACAUUUCGCCCUGAUGUUGUACUGACCGAUAAGAGAUUUAAAAGGCAGCCCUCUGUGAUUGCAAAUAUUUUAAUAAUCAACAUUCUUCCAAAUAUAGACUUGAAUUAUAACUGAAAGCAAGUUUGACUGGAUAUCAACAUUUGACAAAGAAAGGGGUUUGACUUUUUUUUUUUAAUUUGGGGCCUUUAUCAUGCUUUUCAUUCUCAGCAUAUUCUAUAAUAUAAAACAUUCUGCAAAGAUUUAUCCCUGAUUAGCUUAAUGCCAGAACAACCCUCUCACGUAGGUGUACGUCAUGCCAGAUUUAUGAAGCAUACUACAUGGAGAUCCCUGAUGACAUAGGCAGCCAUCUCCUAUAUAGUGUGUAUUCCUUAAAUGGCCAACAAGAGAAGAGACAUGCCUUGUACCACAAUGUGCACAUAACUGAUCACCUACUGUGUCAGGUCUCCCAAAAGGGGCACAUCAUAUUUGAUAUUUGUUCCAGACACUGAUCCCAGACUAGCUCCCGAAAAGGAAAAAAUAAUUCUCUCUAGCACCAUUGUUUAGGGAAAAGAGGUAAACAUAAAGGGGAAUCAUAAAGCUUAGAUCAAAAUUUUUAAAAAUGAACAUUUGAUUGACGUUUUUCCUAUGUGUUCUUCAUGACAUUAAUAAAGCUUAGCUGUGUCUGCUUGC